AUGGGCCAAGCUCAGAGACUGGCAGGCGCCUCUGCCUUGCUCUCUGCUGUAUCAAUAGUGACUGCGCAAUCUAGCUCGCACAUUACCUACCCAGGCCCGCCAUGGGUUAAAUCAGACUAUGCAACGAGUCCAGCCGUCUAUCCUUCUCCAAACGCAACCGGCCGCGGUUGGGAAGCUGCCUUCGCCCAAGCCUCCAACUUCGUCUCGCAACUCACGCUGGCUGAAAAAGCGCAACUCGUCACUGGCACGACAGGACCUUGUGUGGGCAACAUUGGACCAAUCCCACGCCUCGAUUUCGAAGGUCUUUGUCUACAGGAUGGCCCGUUGGCUAUUCGCGAAGCCGAUUAUGCUUCGGUCUUCCCUGCUGGGUUGACGGUUGCUGCGUCGUGGGAUAGGCAGUUGGCUCAUGUGCGAGGCCAACAGCUCGGUGAUGAGUUCAAGGAGAAGGGCGCGAAUGUUAUGCUUGGGCCUGUUGCUGGGCCUUUGGGGAGAAGUGGGUAUGGUGGGAGGAAUUGGGAGGGUUUCUCGCCUGAUCCAUACUUGACGGGCAUUUUGUUUGAGGAGACGAUUGUCGGGGCUCAAGAGUCUGGUGUGCAGGCAUGUGCGAAGCACUACAUCGGCAACGAGCAGGAGACUCAACGCAACCCAGACCAGAACGACGAUGGCGUAACAAUCGAGGCUGUCUCUUCAAACAUCGACGACCGUACUUUACACGAACUGUACCUCUGGCCAUUCGCAAACGCAGUUCGAAGCGGCGCGGCUUCGAUCAUGUGCUCGUACAAUCGCAUCAACGGCUCCUACGGUUGUCAGAACAGCAAGACAUUGAACGGAAUACUAAAAGACGAGCUUGGCUUCCAAGGCUACGUUGUCAGCGAUUGGGGAGCGACCCACAGUGGCUACCAAGCCAUUGCCGCUGGCGAAGAUAUGGAUAUGCCCGGUAACAUCAAUGGCAAUGCAGCGGCUUCAUACUUCGGCGGGAACAUCACGACCGGCAUCAACAAUGGCAGUAUCUCGACGGAGCGACUUGAUGAUAUGUGCAGGAGGGUCAUGACGCCGUACUUCCAUCUCAAGCAGCAGACGCAGUAUCCACAGGUCGAUGGUAGCUCGCCGGCAUUGAAUGGCAACGAUCCGUCCGAAUACAACUAUACCUUUACUCUGGGCCCUUCCAACGUCGAUGUGAGAGAUGGCCAUGCAAGGCUGAUCCGAGAGCUCGGUGCUGCUGGGAUCGUUCUACUCAAGAACAACAACAGGACAUUGCCGUUGAAGAGGCCAAGUAAUAUUGGUGUCUUCGGCAACGACGCGGGAGAUAUCGUCACUGGUCUCUAUCCUGGCAGCGAUGACGAUCUUCAAGACAUUGGCUGGGAAUAUGGCGUAUUGCCCGUCGGAGGCGGAUCAGGUACCGGUCGUUUCACAUACAUUGUCACCCCACUGGAGGCCAUCAAAGCGAGAGCGGCACAGCAGCACAACAAUGCACUCGUGCAGUAUGUGCUGAACAACACACUGGUCACGCAGAAUAAUGGCUUUGGCUCGAUUUUCCCCACGCCUCCAGAUGUCUGUCUCGUCUUCCUCAAGACGUGGGCUACCGAAGGCUACGAUCGAAGUUCCCUGCGGGCCGACUGGAAUGGAACUGGUCUUGUUGACACUGUUGCGUCCAACUGCGCCAACACCGUUGUGAUUACCAACAGUGGUGGUCUGAAUGUGCUGCCGUUUGCCAAUCAUCCAAAUGUGACGGCGAUUCUGGCUGCGCAUUUUGGAGGCCAAGAGCAAGGAAACAGUAUUGUUGAUGUCCUCUGGGGCAAUGUCAAUCCGAGCGGUCGCCUUCCUUACACUAUCGCUCUGCAGGAAAGCGAUUACGCCUUCGCCGAUAUCACAAAUUCUUCUGCUCUGCUGAACACAUCGGACCCCAAUGCAUGGCAAUCAGAUUUCAAAGAGCGUCUACUCAUCGAUUAUCACUGGUUUGACUAUUUCAACGAAUCCGUCCAGUACGAAUUCGGCUACGGCUUAAGCUACACCACCUUCUCCAUGGGCAAUGUUUCUGUCACCCGUACUGCGAACGGCAGCCUGUCCGCCUUACCUCGAAACAACACCAUCGCACCAGGUGGCAAUCCAGCCCUAUGGCAGAACGUCUACCGCGUGACCGCAAGCGUCCAGAACACAGGCCACGUCCCAGGCGCUGCCGUACCACAGCUCUACCUCGGCUUACCAGGUCCUUCCAAUGGCGACCCAACACCCAAGAAGGUCUUGAGAGGGUUUGAGAAGGUCAUGCUUCGACCGGGACAGAGCAGGACCGUGACGUUUGAUCUGACGAGGCGGGACAUCAGUUCUUGGGAUGUGGUUGCUCAGCAGUGGGCUAUCUUUCCGGGGAGUGUCAAGGUCUUUGCUGGGUUUUCGAGUCGGGAUGUCAAGGCGACGGCGUCGUUUGAGCCGUUGGGUGGUGGUCCUCAUGGGUAUUGA
Zasmidium cellare ATCC 36951 is the source of this 2454-nucleotide messenger RNA. RefSeq names its product glycoside hydrolase family 3 protein. The transcript is spliced from 8 exons. The record is from RefSeq and is a predicted model, not a curated record. Gene Ontology annotation, biological process: glucan catabolic process. Lineage: Eukaryota; Fungi; Ascomycota; Dothideomycetes; Mycosphaerellales; Mycosphaerellaceae. Bases 1 to 2454 code for a protein of 817 amino acids. Gene Ontology annotation, molecular function: beta-glucosidase activity.